AUGGGACAUCAUAAAUGGACUAAGAUGGUCCCUUCCACGUGGAGAGAAGGGAGAUGGGCGGUUCGGAGCAUGCUGUGGGUAAAUAAGGAUGUGGAAGCGGAGCAAGUACAGAUCGAGUCGCCGGACCUAACAGCGGCUGUGAUUCGGCUUCCUGAGCGACGGAUUUUGAUAGCAUCGGUUUAUGUGGAAGGAGGCAAUGCCGCUACGUUGAACGACACUUGCGAUCACCUCAGAAAAGCGAUCACCAAAGUACGGCGAGACUUGGGAACGGUGGUGGAGAUCAUGAUCAUGGGGGACUUUAACCGCCAUGAUCAACUGUGGGGAGGAGACGAGGUGUCCUCGGUCAGACAAGGCGAAGCGGAUUCGAUCAUCGAUCUUAUGAAUGAAUUUGGACUCAGCAGCCUGCUUAAACGAGGCACCAAGAUAUGGUACGGCGGAGGAUAUUCGGGGGACUGCGAGUCGACGAUCGACCUCGUUCUCGCCUCGGAAAACCUGACGGACUCGAUGACCAAAUGUGCGGUCCACGGAACGGGGCACGGCUCAGAUCAUGUUACUAUUGAGACUGUUUUUGUUGCGCCUUGGAUAGCUCUAACGCAGACAGACAGACUGCUGCUCAAGAAUGCACCGUGGAAAGAGAUCAAUGCCAGAAUCGCGAGCACGCUAACUACCACUCCGGUGGAAGGUUCCGUGCAGCAGAAGACCGAUCGGCUAAUAUACGCGGUGUCGGAAGCGGUUCGUGCGUUGACGCCGAAGGCCAAACCGUCACCGCACGCAAAGCGGUGGUGGACGGCGGACUUGACGCAACUUCGUCAAAUAUACAUAUAUUGGAGAAACCACGCCCGCGCAGAGCGACGGGCAGGGCGCAAGGUGCCACGGCUAGAGGACAUGGCUGCAAGCGCCGCGAAGCAAUACCACGACGCGAUUCGGAAACAAAAGAAGAAACACUAG
Molecule: messenger RNA, 948 nt
Organism: Penicillium cinerascens
Lineage: Eukaryota; Fungi; Ascomycota; Eurotiomycetes; Eurotiales; Aspergillaceae
Product: exonuclease/endonuclease/phosphatase family protein
Exons: 1
Coding region: 1-948 (315 amino acids)
Molecular function (GO): catalytic activity
Source: RefSeq, a predicted model, not a curated record